Molecule: messenger RNA, 1073 nt
Organism: Hibiscus syriacus
Lineage: Eukaryota; Viridiplantae; Streptophyta; Magnoliopsida; Malvales; Malvaceae
Product: ER membrane protein complex subunit 8/9 homolog
Exons: 5
Coding region: 132-746 (204 amino acids)
Cellular component (GO): EMC complex
Source: RefSeq, a predicted model, not a curated record
UUAUAAAUUACACUGCCGAGUUAAGUCGUUGGCUUCAAGGUCCUCCCUCAAACUCGUUACUGUCUCAUCUUAUUCAAUUGCCGGCAGUCUAAUAAACUCGGUGACUCGGCGAGUUUAAUCAAUCACACAAAAUGGUGGCCGAGUUGAAGUACGAGAUCUCACAGAACGCUUACAUCAAGUUGGUUCUACAUGCUCUGAAGCACAAAACCACGGCGGUCAACGGCGUCUUACUUGGCCGUGUCAACCCGCAAAAUGAAAGCGUCGUUGAGAUCAUUGACUCGGUCCCUCUAUUUCACUCUAAUCUUGCUUUGUUGCCUCCUCUCGAGAUCGCCCUCAUCAUGAUAGAGGAACAUUAUGGAUCCAAGGGCUUGGGAAUUGUGGGCUAUUUCCAUGCAAAUGAGAGGUUUGAUGAUGCAGAGCUAGGCAUUGUGGCAAAGAAUAUAGGUGAUCAUAUUUUUCGGUACUUUCCCCAAGCUGCUGUUUUAUUGUUGGAUAACAAAAAGCUUGCAGCUUUGCCAAAGGGGAAAGACCAAAGUCCUGUAAUGCAGCUUUAUAUAAGGGAUGCAUCCAAGAAUUGGAAACUGGCUGGACCAGAUGGAGGCAGCCGAUUGGUAAUUAAGGAACCAGCAGCUAAUGUUGUUUUGUCGGAUUAUAUUUCAUCUGAAAAAUGGCAGGAUGUUGUAGAUUUCGAUGACCACCUCGACGACAUUAAGAUGGACUGGCUUAAUCUGGAACUCUUCAAAUAAGAUCCUUUGAUGGGCAACUUGAAGUAGGCAAUAAAUUCUAGAAACCAUUGGAGAUUUUGUUAAGAUGUAUUAAUCGGGCAUCGGUUAUAGAAUUCGUGAAGAUGCGAUCGUCAUUGCUUAAGCAAAACAUGAGCAUUUUAAGGUCAUUAGCUACAAAUUUGUCAGUGGAAUGCAGAGCCAUUCUGUUUUUAGUUUAUUGCAAUUCCUUUGUCUUUUUUAAGUUUUUUCAAUAAUCUAGUGAUUGGGUUUUGACAUUGAGGUUGUUAAUGGAUUAUGAACGUAUUGACCAUUUCAUUUCAGAAAGGCCUAAAAUACCAUUUUCCUGCA